AGGAGAGGAAGAGGCUUUGGAAAGAACCCAGGAGUCCUGCGUCCCCAGAAGACUCUCCAAUGCUUCCCUUCUGUACUUCAAAGCCCAUUUUAAAAAUAAUAAUUUUUGCUAGCACUGCUUGGUGCCUUUAAGACCCGGGUGGCAGGUGGAUGUCCAACAGGUGUUGUUCCCCCACCACCACAACCUCAGCACAGAGGCGCAGAAACGCAUUGCAGCGGGUUGGACUAGAUGACCCCUAGGUUCCCUUCCAGCUCUUUGAUCUGUGAUCAGAAUGCUUGUCUGGCUGAAUUUUCCCCUUUGAGGGAACUGGCAAGGGGAUAACCCCCACUUUUUGGGGGGCGAGGUUAAUUUUGGGGGUCUGGGGGGCUGAUUCCCUGCACCCCCUCGUUUAUUUACCACAUUUGGAUCCUACUUUUCCCCCCGAUCCGGAGACCUCAAAGUGGCGUGCGUGCUUCUCCCGCCCUUCAAGCGAUAUCUACAACGACCCUGAGAGGUGCUGUCAUGGCGCCAGAUGAUGGCACCGACUGGCUGCUCCAGCUGCUGUCCGAAAUCCAGCUGGAGCAGUUUUACGGCAAAAUCCGCAACGAGCUCCACGUCACCCGCCCGGGACAUUUUGAUUACGUCAAGCCCGCGGAUCUGGAACGCAUUGGCAUGGGCGCCCAGGACAGAGACGGUUGGAGGAAGCCUUGAAGAGGAGGAAACCUCAAGGCCAGCGCCCCAUGUCCUGGGUCUAUAAGAUGUUCACUGGGACGCGGAUCCCCGAGAGCGACGAAGCCCCCAGCCCAGCCCAGCCCUGCCCGACCCCCCGGGCCGACGCCGACGCCUCUCUCAAGUGCCUGAUCAGCGAGUGGGACCUGCGGAUCCGGGAGCGGCUGGGCGACGGCUGCUUUGGGGUCGUGCAUCGCGCCGAGUGGAGCACGCCCGGCGGGGGAGUGAAACCCGUCGCUGUCAAAUCCCUGCGCUCCGACGUCUCCUGUGACCCAGGCGCCCUGAUCGAUUUCCUCAAUGAGGUCAACGCCAUGUGCUGUCUGAACCACCCUAACCUUCUACGCCUCCAUGGGGUGGUCCUAACUCAGCCCCUCAAGAUGGUGACUGAGCUGGCCCCCCUGGGCGCCCUCUACGACCGCCUCCGGCCCCCCUUCCCUCUCCACCAGCUCUGGAGCUACGCCCUGCAAGUCGCCCAAGGGAUGUCGUACCUCGAAUCCAAGCUCUUUGUCCACCGCGACCUGGCCGCUCGCAACAUCCUCCUGGCCUCCGAGGAGACGGUCAAGAUCGGCGACUUCGGGCUCAUGAGGCCGCUGUCCAGCAAGAGCGACCGCUACAUCAUGUCCGCGCACCGGCGCAUCCCUUUCGCCUGGUGCGCCCCAGAGAGCUUGCGCAUGGGGGUCUUCACCAGCGCCUCCGACGUGUGGAUGUUCGGCGUCACCCUCUGGGAAAUGUUCUCCUACUGCGAAGAACCUUGGAUGGGAUACUCCGGACGGCAGAUCAUGAUGAAGAUUGACAGGGAAGGACGGCGGCUGGAGCGCCCUGACGACUGCCCCCGAGAAAUCCACGCCCUGGCGAUGAAAUGUUGGGCCCACAACCCAGAGGACAGACCCCGCUUCCGGGAGAUUGUCAGCCUUCUGCAAGAGCUCCGUCCCAAAGAAGUGAAGGCGUCCCAGGAUCUGAACGAACCCGGCUGGCUGCGUCUGGAGGCAAACGAUGGCAUCACGGUGAUUGAAGGGAGCCCCGAUUCUUCGACGUGGCGAGGCCAGAACAGGCGGACCCUGAGGGUGGGGAUCUUCCCGUCGUCCAUAGCAAAGCCGGAGGACGAAGCGCCCCCUGCUGGCACGCCGCAGAUCAGCCUCCCCAUCCGCAGCUCCUUCGUGCACCUGGGACACGGGGACAUCGACCCUGAGCGCGGAUGGGGCGCUCCGGACCGAAUAGAGGAGAAGAAACCGAAAGCGCGGGCGGUUAACUCCAAUCCCCAGAAUCGAGCUGGAGGCAAGCAGCUGUUGCAGUUGGCUCGUCUCUCCAAGAGCUUGGAGUCUCUUUCGGACUUCAGCGUUCUGCGCACCAAAGCCCGGCUGCCCGCCUUCAAGCCGGACCCUCUUGGCGUCUCUUCCCAACAGCGCCGUUCAAGUGACCUGCCGGGACCUUUGCCUCAUCCAGCGCAGCAGCUGGAGCCACGGGGUCGGAAGCCUUUGUCCCGCCUGCCGAAUCCCGCCCUGCCCUCCUGGGCCCUGCCCAAGCCCGAAGGCCCUCCUUCGGGGGCCAGGGAGAAGGAGCAACGGCCGCCCAGACCCCCACCCCCCAAAGGGGCGCUGCCCCCAGCCCCUUCUGGAGGGCAGAGGCCAACCCUGGCGGAGAUCGAGAAGAAGAUCAAGGAGGUAGAAGACAGGGUCCACGGCGCCACGACGGAGGAAUGCCACGAGGCCUUGAGGGCGAGCGGCUGGGAUGUUCAGAAAGCCAGCCAGUUGCUAAAGGUGAACCAGCUCUUCCACCUGAGCUCUCACUCCCGGGAAGAGUGCCGGUGGAUCCUAGAGAAACAUCGCUGGAACCUGGCCAUGGCCUCUCGCUAUGUGCUCAGCCGGGGCCUGCGGACCUGACCUGCGUUUUGCGGAAGACGGGUGUGUGUGAAAUCCUUCAGAGACAGAACAAAAAGGCGCCUCCGUUUGACGUCUUCCAAGCGGCAAAGCUCGUCAUAAACGCAAAGCGAGGCCAACGCAUCUCCCUUAGGUGGCGAAUCUUCGCUGACCCGCCAUAGGGCCUUGGGGAGAUUCUGCGAGACCUCCAGCAAUCCUGCCCCCUGGCUCUCAUGUGACUUUCAUCAACCUGGUGCCCUCAGCAGAACUCAGAAUUGCAAGGGGCCUUUAUGCGAGUCCUAGAAGGGCCUGCUGGAUCCGACCUAUGGCCCACCCAGUUCAGCAUCUUGUUCUCCCAGUGGCCAACCAGCUGCCCCACUGGAAAGCCUGCCAGCAAGAUCACACCUAGGCCCUUUCUCAGAUGUCACAGUAAUAAUACAGUCGUACCUCAGAAGUCGAGCGGAGUCCGUUCCGGAAGUCCGUUCGACUUCCAAAACGUUUGGAAACCAAG
This is a messenger RNA of Podarcis muralis (Common wall lizard), 3075 nucleotides long. RefSeq names its product tyrosine kinase non receptor 1 (gene TNK1). The record is from RefSeq and is a predicted model, not a curated record. Gene Ontology annotation, molecular function: protein binding; ATP binding; protein tyrosine kinase activity. Gene Ontology annotation, biological process: protein phosphorylation. NCBI's taxonomy places the organism in Eukaryota, Metazoa, Chordata, Lepidosauria, Squamata, Lacertidae.